Trachemys scripta elegans is the source of this 2737-nucleotide messenger RNA. Its product is annotated as guanine nucleotide-binding protein G(q) subunit alpha. Gene Ontology annotation, molecular function: GTPase activator activity; G protein-coupled receptor binding; guanyl nucleotide binding. Lineage: Eukaryota; Metazoa; Chordata; Testudines; Emydidae. The transcript has 4 exons. Bases 150 to 623 code for a protein of 157 amino acids. Gene Ontology annotation, biological process: adenylate cyclase-modulating G protein-coupled receptor signaling pathway; action potential; phospholipase C-activating dopamine receptor signaling pathway. The record is from RefSeq and is a predicted model, not a curated record. Gene Ontology annotation, cellular component: heterotrimeric G-protein complex.
UGUUUCUCCCUGUCUGUAGCUAUCUUAACGACCUGGACCGUAUAGCAGAACCUGCCUAUCUGCCCACCCAACAAGAUGUGCUUAGAGUUCGAGUCCCAACAACAGGGAUCAUUGAAUAUCCAUUCGACUUACAAAGCGUCAUUUUCAGAAUGGUGGAUGUAGGAGGCCAACGAUCAGAAAGAAGAAAAUGGAUACAUUGCUUUGAAAAUGUCACAUCUAUCAUGUUUCUAGUAGCCCUUAGUGAAUAUGAUCAAGUACUUGUGGAGUCGGACAAUGAGAACCGAAUGGAGGAAAGCAAAGCACUGUUUAGGACAAUUAUCACAUAUCCGUGGUUCCAGAACUCUUCAGUCAUUCUGUUCUUAAAUAAAAAAGAUCUUCUAGAGGAGAAAAUUAUGUACUCUCAUCUAGUUGACUAUUUCCCAGAGUAUGAUGGACCCCAGCGAGAUGCACAGGCAGCACGAGAGUUCAUUUUGAAGAUGUUCGUGGACCUGAAUCCUGACAGUGACAAAAUUAUCUACUCUCACUUCACAUGUGCUACAGACACAGAGAAUAUCCGCUUCGUCUUUGCUGCUGUCAAGGACACUAUCCUACAGUUAAACCUGAAGGAGUACAACCUGGUCUAACUGUGCCUAGUAGGCCCCCCAAAAUUCCCUUCGGGCAAUUGAAGAUAUACAAGAGGGACUGUAUUAUCUGUGAAAACGACUUGCAUAAUACUAAUUUAUUGCCGGCCUGGACUCUGUGAAUGUUCACAGAGUUUGUAGUAAAUAUUAUGAUUUUAUUUAAACUAUAUUGAGGAAAAACAAAAGAUGCUGAAAUACAUUCACAGCAUGUUUCCUCAUUUUUUAGGCAAAACCUUGUGACUCAGUGUGUUUUAAAUUCUCAGUCAUGCACUCACAAAGGCUAGGGUUUUUUUUGCUAUUGAGGGAAAAUCAAGCUGAUUUCCCCUUUCCUUACUCUUUCUUUCUCACUCUGUCCCCUUUACUCCGCUGCAUUUAUUAUUGUUUUCAAAGGUACAAUGGCCUUUUUUUUCCAGUUGCAUUCCUUGGCAAACUGUUUUCUCUACAGUGAUCUGAUCAGGAAAAUACUAUCAUCACAAUUUAAACCAUCAAUCAUUCUAAUUUUACAGUAUGUACUUUUUCUGAAAGAUCAAAAGUAUUGAUACUGUGAUUUUAAAAUUCUUGACAUGGAUAUUUUGCAAACUGUCUUCACACUGUGGGCUAGGAUAUUGGGAUCAAAAACAGCAGUUGUAGUAACAUGGAUUUUAACUUUAGCUAUAACAUGGCAAAUCAGAACGAUGCAUAGAAGACAGUAAUGAAAUUACUAAGGCAAAAUGGCGAUGUGGAAUAUGAUCGAAUUUCUUUUUAAUUGCCAUGUGUCCUUUCUUCUUUCUUUUCUUUCAAAUCAUAGAUGCCAAACAAAAAUGCCAUAGACACUACAUUUUCCCCAGCGGCUGCAGCCUGAAACAGUGUUUUUUCAGGUUGAUUUUGUUUGUUUGUUUUUAUUUUUUGUUUUUUGUUUUGUUUUUUAGCUAGAGCUUUUUAAAUAUUUUUGACCACAAUUUAAACAUUAUUUUUAUUGUAUAAAAAAAAUUCAUGUUGCCAAACGUGGCUUUUUAUAAAACCAAUAGCUUUGAAACGUAAGAUACUAAUUGAAAUGCCAAAUUGAUUGAUUGGGAAAUGACCUGAUUGAGACAACUGCCAAAUGAUAAAGAAUUAAAGUUUUAGCUCAUAUGUUCUCCCCCCCCCCCUUUUUUUAAGAAAGUGUUCCAUUUUGAAUGCCAAAAACAGCAGGGAGUGAAAAUUCUGUUGGGUGCAUCAUGCACAUGCAUAUUGUCUAUACUAAUUUAAAGACAAUUUUACUCUGUCCUUAUGUCAAAGUAUGAGAGUACAGGGUACAUUUUCUGCAGUAAUAUCAAGGCACCUUUGGUUGUGAAACAUGAAAUUACUGAUGAGUAAUCAUAUUCAGGACCCUAUCUUGAUACGGCUGCUAGUUAAUUGAUUGACAGAUAUCUAAUAGGCUUAAUACAAAGUAGCCUCUCUCAGUGUUCCAUAGAAAUAUUUAUUAAAUGAAACAGCAAAGAUCUUACUUUUGAACUCUAAAUGUGCAAUUUUUUUAAACAACAAAGAGAGCACACACAUGUAUGAGGCUCUAUUCUGCAGGUUGGGUUGAAAAAACAUUUUUUAACCAGUCACAAGACUGCUAGCAAGCUGCAGAGAACUCAGAGGUCUGACGUGUAAUUGGACUGAUUAUCCACAAUACCAUGCAGCACUAGAGUGCAUUUAUGUAGAAUUGCUCCUUCAGAGCAGCGGGGGGCCGGGGAAGAAUGGCUCACUAGUUGAGUACCAAAGUUAACAAUGAAUACUAAUGAGAUGUGGUUCAUCUUUAACCCGCCACAACAAUAACAAAAGUUGUAUUUUUUUCUCCCUCAUGAGACACCGUGUAAUUUAAAACUGGUUGUAGGUAUAGUGCAAUUAUGAAUGCUAUAAUCAUUGUACAUACAUCUAUCUAUCUAUCUAUAUAUAUCUAUAUAUAAUAUAGAUAUAAUAUAUUAUAUCAUAUCUAUAUUAUAUAUAGAUAUAAAUAAUAUGGCAGCAUCCAUAUUGGCUUUGUAAUCAUUAAUUUUUUGGCAGAUUGAAUGUGCUGUAUUGAUAUGUAUCUAUGUAAUUGUAUUGUAUGUCUUAUAGCUAAUUCACAUUUUAAAUAAUGUUAUUUUAUUUACUUUUUUAAGAGAGAAGAA